GAGGAGGGCGCUCAGACAGCUUAAAGUGGACAGCUGAUGUGCAGUAAAUAAAGAAGUUAAAAUCAGUUCUAUGGUCUGUUUUUCUUACCAGCGGGGAUUAAAAAGCUGCUGAAACGAUGAGUCAUGUUAUCAGAGGUGAGUCUGAAUGAAUGUUUCUGCCCGUUGUCUGUUUUUGUAACUUCUGUGGUUCCGUCUGUUCAGACCAAGCUCCAGAACCGAAGUCACAGCGCGGAGGCUCCGUUCACAGCCCGAAGCAGCUCAAGUACGUCCCCCAGAACCUUUACCCAGUCUAUAAGAACAAGUUGGUUCCGGUGGCUGACAUCAUUACUCCUAACCAGUUUGAGGCUGAAUUAUUGACAGGUAAAAACAUCAGCACAGAGAAAGACGCUGUAGAGGUCAUGGACCUUCUGCAUGCUAUGGGCCCAGACACAGUGGUCAUCACCUCCUCAAAUCUGCCCUCCAGACUAGGAGACCGCUUCCUUGUGUCUUUGGGCAGCCAGCGUCACGUUCGUCCAGACGGAAGCAGAACGACACAAAGAGUUCGAAUAGAGGUUCCCAAAGUGGAUGCUGUGUUCGUAGGAACUGGAGACUUGUUUGCAGCUAUGCUGCUAGCAUGGACACACCACUACCCCAAUGACCUCAAGACGGCCUGUGAGAAGACCUUUUCUGUGAUGCACCAUGUGAUCCAGAGGACCAUAUCUUAUGCUCACGAGUUAGCAGGUCCUGGUCGGAGGCCCAGUCCGCCCCAGCUGGAGCUCAGAAUGGUUCAAAGUAAAGCUGACAUAGAAGACCCAGCUAUAGUUACGGAGGCCACAGUCAUAUCCUAACAUUACCCACCCACGAGACUCGUACUAACCUCGUCCUCACCCAUAAGUCUCUGUCAUAUCACGGUAAAUCAACACUGUAGACCAACAACUCCUCGUCCACACUCAUGCCCCUCAUAGUAUUGUAUCCCCUUUAGUCUGUUCACUCUACGCUCUUUACCAUUGAACUCCUCCGUGUCUUGACCCUUAAGCCCUGAACCCGGUUUAGGAACCAGAGCCAUGGAUGGACACGAGGUUUGGUCCAGUCAGACUGUGCUAACAUGUCUAACGAGGUAUGUGAGUCCGAAUCCAGCCGCCCUCAUGCCCUCAUAUGACUUAAUGGCACAAUAUGUAGUUAAUCCUGUGGGGGGUGCUCCGGGAGUAUGGAGUCCAGGGCCCUUUGCUAAGGGCUGUUCGGUCUCUGUACAACCAGAGCAGGAGCUUGGUUCGCAUUGCCAGCAAUAAGUCAGACCUGUUCCCGGUGCAUGUUGGACUUUGGCAGGGCUGCCCUUUGUCACCGGUUCUGUUCAUUAUUUUUAUGGACAGAAUUUCUAGGCGCAGCCAGGGGCCGGAGGGGUUCUGGUUUGGGGACCACAGGAUAGCAUCUCUGCUUUUUGCAGAUGAUGUUGUCCUGUUGGCUUCAUCAGGCCAGGACCUCCAGCGUGCGCUGGUGCGGUUUGCAGCUGAGUGUGAAGCGGCUGGGAUGAGAAUCAGUUCCUCCAAAUCUGAGGCCAUGGUUCUCAACCGGAAAAAGGUGGUUUGCUCUCUCCAGGUUGGAGAAGAGUUCCUGCCCCAAGUGGAGGAGUUUAAGUAUCUUGGGGUCUUGUUCACGAGUGAGGGAAGGAAGGAGCGUGAGUUUGACAGACGGAUCGGUGCGGCGGCUGCAGUAAUGCGGUCGGUGUAUCGGUCUGUCGUGGUGAAGAGGGAGCUGAGCCGAAAGGCAAAGCUCUCAAUUUACCGGUCAAUCUACGUUCCUACCCUCACCUAUGGUCAUAAGCUUUGGGUCAUGACCGAAAGGGCAAGGUCACGGAUACAAGCGGCUGAAAUGAGCUUCCUCCGCAGGGUGGCUGGGCGCUCCCUUAGAGAUAGGGUGAGGAGCUCUGUCACCCGGGAGGAGCUCGGAGUAGAGUCGCUGCUCCUCCACAUCGAGAGGAGCCAGCUGAGGUGGCUCGGGCAUCUAGUUCGGAUGCCUCCUGGGGAGGUGUUCCGGGCAUGUCCCACCGGUAGGAGGCCCCGAGGAAGACCUAGGACUCGCUGGAGAGAAUACGUCUCUCGGCUGGCCUGGGAACGUCUUGGGGUCCCACCGGAAGAGCUGGAGGAAGUGUCCGGGGAGAGGGAAGUCUGGAACUCUCUGCUUAGACUGCUGCCCCCGCGACCCGGCCCCGGAUAAG
This is a messenger RNA of Betta splendens (Siamese fighting fish), 2194 nucleotides long. RefSeq names its product pyridoxal kinase-like. Gene Ontology annotation, cellular component: cytosol. The transcript is spliced from 7 exons. Lineage: Eukaryota; Metazoa; Chordata; Actinopteri; Anabantiformes; Osphronemidae. The record is from RefSeq and is a predicted model, not a curated record. Gene Ontology annotation, molecular function: pyridoxal kinase activity. Gene Ontology annotation, biological process: pyridoxal 5'-phosphate salvage. Bases 150 to 827 code for a protein of 225 amino acids.